UACGCGCGCAUCGCUACCUGAAAUUCACAGUAGCAUAGGAAGAGCGGCGCUAGGAAGGGGCACGACGUACGGAGCCAUGGCCUCCGGCGCGGUGAGCCCCGCGUUCGCCUACACCAUCGUGUACGUGAGGGACGUGGAGAAGUCGGCCGCCUUCUACGCCGCCGCCUUCGGCUACGCCGUCCGCCGCCACGACCAGUCCCACAAGUGGGCGGAGCUGGAGAGCGGGGCGACGACGAUCGCGUUCACGCCGCUGCACCAGCGGGAGACGGACGGGCUCUCCGGGGAGGUGCAGCUGCCGGACGCCGCCGCCGCGCGGGGCCCCGUGGAGGUCUGCUUCGUCUACGCGGACGUCGACGCGGCCUACAGGCGCGCCGUGGAGAACGGGGCGGUGCCCGUGAGCGCGCCGGAGCAGAAGCCGUGGGGGCAGAAGUCCGGCUUCGUGCGGGACAUGGACGGGAACAUCGUGCGCAUCGGGAGCCACGUCCGCGAGUGACAGAUGACCAGGCUCGGUCGAUCCCCCGGCUGCUUAGCUUGCUGCCGCGACAUAUAGAAGUAGAAAAAUAUAAAUACGCUCCGUCGUCGGCCGGGUAGUGUAUACUACUCUAUGUCAAAAUAAAUCGUGUAGCUGGAGAGGUUUAGGCGUCGAGGUACUCAAGGAAGACCAGUGCAUAUACAGUACUAGUUUAACAACAAAAAUAAAUCGUGAUCUCGAUCACCAGUGGGUAUUGC
Panicum virgatum (switchgrass) is the source of this 729-nucleotide messenger RNA. RefSeq lists its product as uncharacterized. The transcript has 2 exons. Lineage: Eukaryota; Viridiplantae; Streptophyta; Magnoliopsida; Poales; Poaceae. The record is from RefSeq and is a predicted model, not a curated record. The coding region runs from base 77 to 493 and encodes 138 amino acids.